This is a messenger RNA of Aspergillus candidus, 687 nucleotides long. RefSeq names its product C2H2-type zinc finger protein. Gene Ontology annotation, molecular function: DNA-binding transcription factor activity, RNA polymerase II-specific; sequence-specific DNA binding. Gene Ontology annotation, biological process: regulation of transcription by RNA polymerase II. The coding region runs from base 1 to 687 and encodes 228 amino acids. The transcript has 3 exons. Lineage: Eukaryota; Fungi; Ascomycota; Eurotiomycetes; Eurotiales; Aspergillaceae. The record is from RefSeq and is a predicted model, not a curated record. Gene Ontology annotation, cellular component: nucleus.
AUGGCUGCCAAUCUAACGGCUACCUCACCCGGUAUCCCUCCAGAAUUCCUCGAGACCCAUGCGGAACCCUUAGGCACCUGGGAACAUUAUUGUAAUGGGCCCUAUCCCUAUCCUGAGUUCUAUUCGAACGGCGUUGGCGAAAGCCAACCGCAAUUCGCCAAUUUCUCGCCCCCCACGGCCUACGAGACGGCAGAGUUCAACGCCAGCUACCCCCAACAUGCUGGGAUCGCAGGGGUGGGUGAGAGACACGAAGACGUCGAGGGUAAGGGAACCGGGGGUCAGAUUCCCAUCACGACCGCGCCAGGCUGCGGUUAUACAUUCGAAGAAGCUGAGAUGCCUUCGUAUGAACAUAUCCGUGCCUCGUCGGAAGAUGGGAAGUUUCAUUGCCUACAUGAUGAUCGUCAUGAUCACCCCGUUGCCUACGAGAAAAGGUACCAACUCCGGAAACAUAUGCGGGUGCAUGUUCGGCCUGUGAAGUGUUCUUGGUGCGAAGAGACGGGCGCAAAUCAAGCGGAUAUUCGGCGUCAUGCGGAACUGUACCACAAGGAACGGGCCCUGGAACGGUGGAUAUUGAUCGGUCCCUUCCCCUGUGACCUCUGUGGCACCGAGUUCACACGCAAGGACAAUUUACAGAAGCAUGUCAGAAUCCAGCAUGGACUACCUGGGAGGGCACCGGCUGCUCGUUAG